This is a messenger RNA of Vittaforma corneae ATCC 50505, 654 nucleotides long. RefSeq lists its product as uncharacterized. Bases 1 to 654 code for a protein of 217 amino acids. The record is from RefSeq and is a predicted model, not a curated record. Gene Ontology annotation, biological process: protein ubiquitination. Gene Ontology annotation, molecular function: RNA binding; ubiquitin-protein transferase activity; metal ion binding. Lineage: Eukaryota; Fungi; Microsporidia; Nosematidae. The transcript has a single exon. Gene Ontology annotation, cellular component: CCR4-NOT complex.
AUGCAAAAUCAGAUCUUAGAUUACUUUAACAUACGAGUAGUCCAACGAAAUUUAGUGUAUGUAAUUGGCAUUCCUCAGAAAUAUGCUGAAGAGGAGGCGUUAAAAAGGCACGAGUUUUUUGGACAGUUCGGAAGCAUAAAGAAGAUUAUUAUUAACAAAAGGACCCACUUUUGCGACCCAUUUAGGUGUACGGCAGAACCCACAGCUAUUGGUAUUAAAGGGCAGGUGUUGCAGGGUGACCUAAUUAAAAAUGCUGAAUCUACUGCCAGUGCGUAUAUAACGUUCAAUAGUGACAACGAGGCGAAAUGGUGCAUUCAGGAAGUUGACGAGAGUAUGCUUGAUGGUAAAAUACUGCGAUGCACCUAUGGGACAACAAAGUACUGCAGCUUCUAUCUGAAGAAUAUUCCUUGCCAGAAUAAUGAAUGUAUGUAUCUACACGAAAAUAGGCCACCGAAUGAUAUUCUAACGAAAGAUGAAUUGCUUAGUACAAAGCACAAGCUUCAUGACUUUGAACCUAACAAUCGAGGCGUAGAACGUAUUGGAAAGAGAAAAAGAUUUGACUUCCUGGAUGACAUAAUCCAUUUAAAGACUCACAUAACUUUUAAGCCGCCACGGAGGAUACUUUUUGAGCCUAAGGACUUUAAUCAAAUGUAG